AUGGAAUCAGCGUCGCAACUGGAAGUUGAACUAUCAGCCCGAGCGGCAGAAGGCUCCAAAUCAUCUGCCGAAAAUGAAGCCAUAAUUCUUGUGACUGGCGAAAAUGAUAAAAUCCAAAUGUCAUCUUUCAAUAUCGGAGCUCUACGGGUAGUACUACUCGAAACCCCUGGGAUAACCAGUUCAUACAUCCCGUCCGUCAUUUCUGACGUCGAAGAGUUCUUGGCUAAAUCCUUCCCCGGAAAGAACCUAUCGGGGAUAAUUUACACCCAGCGGAUCGAUAAUGAGUUCCAAAAGCCAUCACUCGCCCCACGCACCAUAGAAGCGGUGAAAAGCCUUCUUCCGGGAGGGAUAUUAGAUCACUCAAAAGUUUGUUUAGUUACAAAUCGUUGGGGAUCGCCGGGUACUGGUAGUGGUUUGGCUAGGGAGCAAAGGUAUACGGGUAGCGAGGGCGCGUGGAUGGAGUUAUGUGAUUCUGGAGCAAAGUAUUGCAGGCUGAAAUACUUUUACCUGCCGAAACAACAGAUAGAGGCUGAUUCUGCGGUUUAUGAGAUAGUUGAGUGGGUUCUUGGUAGAAUACCCAACAUUACUUCUCGGAGCGGCGGAUCUCGUGCAGCAGAAAAACCAACGGAUCCGUCUUGCGACGUACCUAAGAAGAAUGCCCGACAGGUUAAGAACUCACCCGGAAAGCCCACCGAUUCUGGCAAGCCAAUGAUCGGUAGUAGUAUAGGUAAAUUGAAGGGUGGGCUUGGGGCCAAUGCACUGAUGAAAGCCGUGGAAUGCAAUUACCCGCAGACCACAAAGUUGCUCCUCGAAGCCGGGGCAAACCCAAAAAGCACGGAACCCGGAACCUCGACGACAGCACUCCAUCUCGCGGCGUCCUUGGGACGUGAGAAGAUUGUUAAAUAUCUGCUAAAAUAUAUAAACGACAAAGAAGAAGUCAACAAGAGUGACGACAACGGGGAUACGCCAUUGCAUCGGGCAUGCGUCAAUGGGCAUUACAAGUGUGUUAAGCUACUGCUUAAAGGUGGUGCUAAGGUUGAACUAGCUGACAGGGUGGGAGCUUUGCCGUUACAUCACGCUCUUAUGAAGCGAGACUGGAAAAUUGCGGGGAAGUUGAUUCGAGCGGGAGCGAAUAUAGAUAGAGAGGACUUGGAAGCCUUGCAGUUGAAUCGGGACAUGCUCUUGGAUUUAACGAAGUCAAAGGCACUGGAUAGGAAGCAUCGUUUUUUGGAUAAGGUUCUGGGGUGUUUGGGCAAACGAGUUCGAGGUGAUAGCCACCAAAAAGCAAGAAGGCGUUAA
Molecule: messenger RNA, 1299 nt
Organism: Orbilia oligospora ATCC 24927
Lineage: Eukaryota; Fungi; Ascomycota; Orbiliomycetes; Orbiliales; Orbiliaceae
Exons: 3
Coding region: 1-1299 (432 amino acids)
Molecular function (GO): protein binding
Source: RefSeq, a predicted model, not a curated record